Chondrus crispus (carragheen) is the source of this 144-nucleotide messenger RNA. RefSeq lists its product as hypothetical. The record is from RefSeq and is a predicted model, not a curated record. The coding region runs from base 1 to 144 and encodes 47 amino acids. The transcript has a single exon. Lineage: Eukaryota; Rhodophyta; Florideophyceae; Gigartinales; Gigartinaceae.
AUGUUCCGAGUCUGCGGUUAUUCUCGUUGGUGCUCUAAAGAGUGUCGCGCUAAGGCGCUAUGCUCGACCUGGUUACCGCGGAUACUGAUGUCAGUAUUUUUUUCGAACAGAAAAAAGAGCGAGUGUCGAUGUGGCGAUGGUUGA